Molecule: messenger RNA, 372 nt
Organism: Porites lobata
Lineage: Eukaryota; Metazoa; Cnidaria; Anthozoa; Scleractinia; Poritidae
Source: the annotation of a GenBank genome assembly
AUGGCAAAUAAUCGUGGCACAAUGUUUUCCAGACGCAAUCCUCCGCCUGCUAACAACCAAGAGUUAAUGGCACCUUGGUUCAAACAUCGCUUCUUGGUGUAUCUUCAACGAAUUCAGCAGGGAGGUGCUCCAAUUGGUGGUUUAUGUUCCUGUACUCUGGGAAUUCAAGAAAAUGUUUACACGCAGUUACAACCAGCUCAACAAGCCCAAGUAGCCGAAAUAUUUCGCGCAGCCGAAGGAGCUUGGGCUGGAAAUGGUCCACAAGGUGGAUUUGCCGCGCCUCAGACAGAAGGCGGUGCAAGGCCUGUCUUUCCAGUUUUCUUGGCUGAAACACCCCACCAAGGCGACCGUAUCAUCAAAGUAUUUGCUUAG